This is a messenger RNA of Populus trichocarpa (black cottonwood), 390 nucleotides long. RefSeq names its product zinc finger protein 7-like. The coding region runs from base 1 to 390 and encodes 129 amino acids. The transcript has 2 exons. The record is from RefSeq and is a predicted model, not a curated record. NCBI's taxonomy places the organism in Eukaryota, Viridiplantae, Streptophyta, Magnoliopsida, Malpighiales, Salicaceae.
AUGGCGGCAGUCACAAUCUUGGCUGCUUCUGCGGCACUGGCACUCAUGGCAAAUGAUGAUUUUCCAAAGAAGGUGCCGAUUUCAUGGAGAAAGUUCUAUAGCUCACAAGCACUUGGUGGGCACCAGAAUGCCCACAAGAGGGAGAGAGGAACAAUCGAAAGGUACCAGUGGGAGAGGCAUAUGGCAAUGAUCGGUGUGCUUGCUGGUAAAACAAUAUUCCAGUCACUUGGCGGUCAGCCCCAUUCACUUGUCCACGAAACAAAUAGGGAAUGGGGUCCUUGGAUAGCAAGAUUCAACAACGAUGACAAGGGAUUUGGGGUGACCCAGAAAGCAAUUGCGCCUGUGGAAGCAACGAGAGGAGAACGGCCAGGUAGUUUUCACAUGGUAUAA